GAGUGUAGUCAGGUGACGCGAGUGAGUGACCUGCGCUCUUACUGGCUGAUGCGUGCAGUGGGCGGGGCUUCGUCUGCCCGUCUCGGAAGCCGUGAUUUCUCUAGUCUUGGUGAGAUGAGAUCCGCACCGGUGAAUGACAAGAUGCGGCGGAGCGACUGAUUCCCAGCAGCACCGAGACACAGAUGCGCGGAAGAGAGAGACACGACACUGCACCGUGAGAACAGACUCUCACUGCGGGAUUUCUGCCUCGAAACAGAAGAACUGCGGCUCUGGACGGAUUUCAUGUAAAGCAGAGCGACCAUCAGCAGAAUGAGCUCCUCUCCCGUUGUCUCACGCGUGUCCGUCGACAUCCUGGAGGAACUGCAGCUCUUCGCAGCUCAAAACCUGGAGAAGGUGGAGGUCAACAAAUACUAUGAAGUGAUCCGGGAGCUGGGGAAGGGCACCUACGGGAAGGUGGACCUCGUCAUCCAUAAGAUCAGAGGUACCAAGAUGGCUCUGAAGUUUCUAAAGAAGAAAACAACCAAGCUGAAGAGUUUCUUGAGAGAGUACAGCAUCUCGCUCUAUCUGUCUCCAUGCCCCUUCAUCAUCAACAUGUUUGGCAUUGCUUUUGAAACAGAGGAAUACUAUGUUUUUGCGCAGGAAUAUGCGCCGUCCGGUGACCUGUUCGAUAUCAUUCCACCACAGGUGGGUUUGCCGGAGCCAGUGGCGAAGCGCUGCGUCCAUCAGGUGGCCAUCGCUCUAGAUUACCUGCACUCCAAAAAACUGGUGCACAGAGACAUCAAGCCCGAGAACAUCUUAAUCUUUGACAAGGAGUGUCGCAAGGUCAAGCUGUCGGACUUCGGCAUGACGCGGCGUGCCGGCUCGCCGGUGAAGCGUGUGAGUGGCACCAUCCCGUACACGGCCCCUGAGCUCUGCGACACGACCAAGCACGAGGGCUUCUGCGUGGAUUACAGCACAGACGUGUGGGCCUUCGGAGUGCUGCUGUUCUGCAUGCUGACUGGGAACUUCCCCUGGGAGAAGGCCAUGCCGUCCGACACUUUCUACGAGGAGUUUGUGCGCUGGCAGAGGCGGCGGAGCGGCACGGUGCCGUCCCAGUGGCGCAGGUUCACAGACGAAGCCCUGCGCAUGUUCCGAAAGCUCCUGGCCCUCGAGCAGGAGCGCCGCUGCUCCGUCAAGGAGGUGUUAGCGCAUUUUGUCCACCGUUGGAUGCUGGAUGGCCAGGCUAGCGGAAGCCACCAUCAGGAUGCGCUGAACUCUUCGUCCGAGGAGGAGGAGCUACUGGUGGACCGUAUGAAGCAGCAGACCCUGUCUCCGACGGCUUCCAAGACCAAUGGCAUGGAGUCGGGAGCAGCUCACCACUUCACCUCCGUGUCCACGAACAGCUCCGUGUCUUCCACCAACAGCUACGAGCGCUCGGCCAGAGACAGCCCACCAAGCAGCCGCAUCCUGGUCACAACGCCGAUAGAGAUCUGCGUGUAGAGAUCCAAUUGCUGGUGAAAUUAAUGCGCACACAAGCAGACGAAUCUAUAAGAGACUCUCAUGUGUAUCUGGAACGGAGUCUGUUAUAACUAGGGCUGCACGAUAAAUCGCAUGCGAUUGUCCUGCGCAUCUCGUCAGUAAAGCCGACUCUGUGAUUAGUAGUAAAUCUCCAUCAAGUGCUUUCAGAUGGAGCACCGUUAAAUACACAUAGCUGUAGUUCACUGACAAGCUACGCAAUAUCGCAUUCGUAAUUUUUAUGUAUUGAGUGAUCCAUCUGAAAGAAUAUGAUGGAGAUUUACUACUAAUCACAGAAUCGGCUUUACUGACGAGAUGCGCAAGACAAUAGCAGGCGAUUUAUCGCACAGCCCUAGUUACAACGCAAAAAAUUACUAACUUAUUCUGUUCGAUUCUCCGGUCGGCUCGACUAACAUUCCUAUCAGAGAUUUGCAUCUAGAAACGGUCUGCGAAGAAGCGUUAGGUUGUGCAUUCUAAAGACCCAUCCACGCCAAGAACGAUUACUAUAACGAUAAAUAUAUUUAUCUCCACACAUCAACUGACGUUCUGUUUAUUUUAAGUGUGCUGCUGUUUUGUCGUCAGCUGCUUUAAAUGCUCAACUUUUAUAAAGUCAGAUGUAUUCUGAUUGGCUAUAAAAAAAAAUGUAUUUGUUUAUUUAUUUGUUAUCACAAUGAUAUCAGAAGUAACAUUAGCAAAUUUCUGAAAGUUAAUGUAUAAUAUAAUGUUGUCAUAUCUUAACUGGAAUGUAAGUAAAAAAGAAAAAUCAUUCUGAAAGUGAUUAGAAUGAUAUUGUUUUCUUGGUCCAGCUAACACUGUAUCAAAAAAUGUAAAAUGUAUCAGAAAAUGACACAUCGCACAUGGAAUGUUUUUCUUAAACAUUGUAGUCGGACAUUCAUCUUUUAAAUGUUAACGUUUUGUUCAGAGAAUAUUCAAAAGUAACGUUCUUAUGUUUUUGAAAUGAUACAAUGGAACCGUUUUUUUAGAACACCAGACAUUUUCAAAACAUAAAAAAAUGGAACAUUCAGAAAUGUUCUGAGAACAUAUUUUUCUGAAACGUCAUAGUUAUCGUUAUCAUCUUUGGUGUGAAUGGACCUUUACUCAUGGAUAAGCAAUGAACCAAUAAAUGAGUGGAUUGAACAUUUGAAUCCAGUUCAAGCUCAAAGAAGCUUGGGGGAAGAAUUUCGAGGGCUUCCCCAAAUUGUCUCUAAAGCAAUAUAUGAAAGCAAAGAAAAAAAAGGAAGGAGAAUAUCUGGGAUUGUCAUUCUUGUGAGGAAUUCAUCAAAUAAACAUUUCAGUGACUAAGCAAACAGUGAGAUCUGGGACAUUGACAUUGAUAUUUGGUGUGGUAAUAUGUGAGUGAGUUUGUGUGCGUGUUUGAGAUUAUUUGAAGCCUGGAGUACAGUGCGUGCAACCCAAAAAAAGCUUUUCCAGAGGUUCACGACACUCAUCAUGAUCACGUGACAUUUUUGCAUGUACUCGAAAUGUGUAUAAAUCUGACUUGUAGACUGUUGUUUUGAAUUGAAUUAAUUUAUCAGGAUUCUUAGUAUUCAGAAAUAUCUAUUUUUUCAGUUGCUAUGUUGUGAUUAACAAACAUCGAUAUUUUUCAUUUAAUUCUAGUACUUUAGCACAGUUGUGCCAAACUUAUUUUUUAAUGUGAUGUUCUUGUGGCAGAUGUGAAGGUCCACUUCUAAUCCAUGAUGAACAUGAAUUUAAAACAUGGUAACACGGAAGUUUAUUCACAAUGUUUAGAAGUAUUUUUUUUUAUUUCUGGGCGCUCGGCUUUGAUUGCUUAACGAGUCGGACCUUGUGCACUGGUAUUUGAAGACUGACAGGUUGAAAAGAUGUAUUUUUGCCUACUGUACAAUUUUGUUUUCUUGGUGUUCCCCUUUUAAAGUCUUAUAUUUUUUCUACAUUGGUUUAAACGGAAUCUCAAAACAGAGUGCAGGUGUGCACAAUCAUUCACGUUCUAAUAACUGCAUGACCACUAUGAAAAAAAAAAAAAACAUUUCAGAUAUGUGAGAAUUACUGUAAUGUGAAUAUUUUUGCUGUCAGAAUUUCUUGCAUAAUGUUUCAGGGUGAAAUUGUAGUAGAUGACGUAGGGCGAAACAUCCAGCCAGCCAAUUGAAUUGUUCGUUUUGUUGUUGUGUUUGUGUACUGUUGUUGUUGUUGUUGUUGUUAAUUUCUCACUGAUCAAGAACUACCUGAUUGAAACACCUCACACCUGUGCUGCUUCUGUCAGGUACUGGAAGCGAUUAUUUUCCGGCAAGGUUGAAUAGAAGGUCUUACUAAGAUGUUCAAGGCCUUGGAGACAUGCAAAAGGUUUUUUUUUUUAUUGGAAUUGGUGUUUUAUUUUACGCUACAUGUCUGCAUGAGCUUUCAACAUGUAUUGGGAGUAUGCUCUGAGAAAAAAAAAAGGUUAGCUAUAGUCGCAUCGAAGUCUUUGCAUCAAAAGUGGCCAGUCAGAGCAUAAAUAUCCUGUUCUUACAUAUCGUAGACAUGCAGCUCUGCUGGAAACUACACAUACUGACCAUCAAACGCCUUUCAGCAGUGCUUGACCUUGUUUUAGGAACGAAUGGAAAGACCUGGAGAUUUUAUGAUUGGUCAGCCUUUGUCGUGCUGAAGCGUUUUGAUUUCAUUAGCUAUCAGUGGGCUUUCAGUCAUCCAAACCGUCUAAAAUCUGUCUUUGCAAUACAACUGUCUUCCUGUAAGUGCAGAUUUAUUCAGAAAUAAAUCUUGACAGAAAUGA
Molecule: messenger RNA, 4240 nt
Organism: Carassius gibelio (silver crucian carp)
Lineage: Eukaryota; Metazoa; Chordata; Actinopteri; Cypriniformes; Cyprinidae
Gene: bsk146
Product: brain specific kinase 146
Exons: 4
Coding region: 310-1479 (389 amino acids)
Biological process (GO): peptidyl-serine phosphorylation; peptidyl-threonine phosphorylation
Molecular function (GO): protein serine/threonine kinase activity; ATP binding
Source: RefSeq, a predicted model, not a curated record